This is a messenger RNA of Capronia epimyces CBS 606.96, 942 nucleotides long. RefSeq lists its product as uncharacterized. Gene Ontology annotation, cellular component: endosome; retromer complex. The transcript is spliced from 4 exons. The record is from RefSeq and is a predicted model, not a curated record. The coding region runs from base 1 to 942 and encodes 313 amino acids. Gene Ontology annotation, biological process: intracellular protein transport; retrograde transport, endosome to Golgi. Lineage: Eukaryota; Fungi; Ascomycota; Eurotiomycetes; Chaetothyriales; Herpotrichiellaceae.
AUGUCUUCCUUCUUCUUCUCAAGCCCCCUCGACAUCGACAUCGUGCUCGACGAAGCGGAUGAACGGCAGAUGGUCGAUGUCAAGCUCGACAAGAACAGACGCGAAAAGGCCCCUCUAUAUCUCGACGGCGAGUCGGUAAAAGGUGCAGUCACCAUCAGACCCAAGGAUGGUAAACGGUUAGAACAUACAGGGAUCAAAGUGCAGUUCAUCGGAUUGAUUGAAAUGUUCUUCGAUCGUGGAAAUCAUUACGAGUUUCUGUCUCUUGGACAAGAGCUUGCCGCGCCUGGCGAGCUACAACACCCGCAGACCUUCCCCUUCAACUUCAAGAAUGUCGAGAAGCAGUACGAAUCCUACAAUGGCAUCAAUGUCAAGUUACGCUAUUUCAUCCGAGUCACCGUUUCACGAAGGAUGGCCGAUGUGAUACGCGAGAAAGAUAUCUGGGUUUAUUCAUACCGCAUCCCCCCCGAGACCAACAGUUCAAUCAAGAUGGACGUUGGUAUCGAGGACUGCCUCCAUAUCGAGUUCGAAUACUCGAAGAGCAAAUACCAUCUCAAGGACGUCAUUGUCGGCAGAAUAUAUUUCUUGCUUGUCAGACUGAAAAUCAAACACAUGGAAUUGUCCAUCAUUCGGAGAGAGACAACAGGUGUUGCACCUAAUCAAUACAACGAGAGCGAGACUCUAGUUAGAUUCGAGAUCAUGGAUGGCUCUCCCUCACGAGGCGAAACGAUUCCGAUCCGUCUCUUCCUCGGAGGCUUCGACUUGACACCCACCUUUCGAGAAGUGAACAAGAAAUAUUCCGUGCGAUACUACCUCAGCCUCGUGUUGAUUGAUGAAGGUCCGUUGAAUCUACAUCUCCCCAUUCCCGACUCGUAUACUCGACGGCUGGAUGGAAACCCGUCGGCAAUUGGAGUGUCCCCGCCACCCUUGGGAUCUAGGCUGUAG